Acanthamoeba castellanii str. Neff is the source of this 252-nucleotide messenger RNA. RefSeq lists its product as uncharacterized. NCBI's taxonomy places the organism in Eukaryota, Discosea, Longamoebia, Acanthamoebidae. Bases 1 to 252 code for a protein of 83 amino acids. The record is from RefSeq and is a predicted model, not a curated record. The transcript is spliced from 4 exons.
AUGGGCAUUGUGAAGAAGUUCCUCAAUCUUCACAUCCUCAAGCACAUCUCCACUGAACUGCACAAGCAGAUCCAGGCAGGCAACAAGUACAAGAUCAGCAAGAAGGCCUUCACCAAGCUCCUCAUUGCCUGCCAGAGACAUAUCCAGUUCCUGAGCAAGGCAAGAAAGGUGGCCACACACCUCACAGAUAGGGACUUUAUCCACCUCAAGAACAACAUAACUACUGGAGUGGGAUCAUCACAUCACCUGUGA